CCGAUAUUCAACUACUUACAAUAGAUACAAGUAUUGGUCCUCAAAUAGAAAGUAGUAGUACUAAAAUUUCUUCUCUUAGUUUAAUUAAUCUUAAUCCUCAACAAAAAAGUGAUCUGGAUAUUGAUAUUGUAUUAGUUUUAGAGAAUUUAAAUAUUUUUGAUCAAAAUGAAGAAGUAAUUUCAGAAAUAAAUAAGCCAGAAAGUGAUAAUGAGAAGGAAGAAUUUAUUUUGAAUUAUUCUGCUCCUAAUAUUAAUAUUAGCAAUAAUAAUAGAUUUGAGAGUAUUAAAAAUCUUGACAGAAACUUUGGUUAG
This is a messenger RNA of Scutellospora calospora, 311 nucleotides long. The record is from the annotation of a GenBank genome assembly. NCBI's taxonomy places the organism in Eukaryota, Fungi, Glomeromycota, Glomeromycetes, Diversisporales, Gigasporaceae.